AUGUGCGAAAAAGCGUUUAUCAAUAUUAAGAAAUCUGUUGGUUUGGAAACCACUUUUGGUCAGGGAUAUAAUUCAUUUAUUCAAGCUAUUAAAAGGCUUAUCGACACGGAAAAUAUUCUCCCUGUUUCAAUUGACCAACAUGCUAAUAGUGAGAUGAAACAGUCAAUCGAUAAUGAACGAAAAAGUAUGAAGCAAUGGCGGCAAGAUCGGGAUAGAUUUCAAAAUGAGACGAAAAAUCAAGCUCGGAUUAUUGAUGAAGAAAUGAAAAGAUAUCAUGAUAAAUAUCGCGAAGUUAUUCGUAGCAAGGAGGAUUACGAUCGGGCCAAUGAGGACAAAUCUUACUCUAAAUUGGAUGUUGAAAAGGCCUUGAUUGCCUACACCUUGAAGCACAAUGAAUUCAAGCGGGCUCGUUCGGAUUUCUCCGCAGCUUUGGAGCAAUUUAACCUUCACCGUCGCUAUCACUACAACUCCACAGUGAAGAAAUGGGGCGAAGCUGGUCAGAUUUUGGAGUCCUAUCGAAUCAUAAAAACACAGGAGUUGAUUUCAGUUAUAGUGGAACGCCUUCGAGUAGUGAUUGAACGUUUAAACACAGUCGCUACAGAUUUGGAAUCCGCCGCGGCUAUGAUGGAUGCUGAAAAUUCACUGUAUACAAUAGAUUAG
This is a messenger RNA of Rodentolepis nana, 660 nucleotides long. NCBI's taxonomy places the organism in Eukaryota, Metazoa, Platyhelminthes, Cestoda, Cyclophyllidea, Hymenolepididae. The record is from the annotation of a GenBank genome assembly.